AGUAAGCUCAGAUUUGCUUUGCUUUUAAUAUCAACACUUAAUCCAACAACUCCAAAUCACAGCAAGAAAAUGCCGACCACAGCCAAAAAGACUUUGGAGAACAGUGAAAAGAUCAAAACUAGAAAAUUUCAGCAGCAAGCGACUUGCAAAGUUAGCCAUGGCCUAACUCGUAAGACAUCGCUCAUAGUUGUUGGUCAAAGAAUAAAGAGUCGAAAAUACAAGCAGAGAGAUGCUAAAAAAACUGUCUGGUUGAACGACAAAGGCAAAUCCAUUGCAGUUCAAAUCAAACACAUUGAUACUUUGGGAAUUGACAUGAACAAUUUCUUUACUCCAAAGGCUUAUGAACAUGAGGUACCGAAGGCUCUGACCGACGCAAAUACAUCUAAUGCUGUUGUGGAUAAAUUAAUACCUCUGCAGUCGGAACCCACGCUCAAAAAGUGCCAUCUCAACAGAAAAUCCAGAACGGAGCUUAUGAUGAACACAUGCAUCGUUCAGCCCAUUGAAAAGAGCGAUAUAACCAAGAUUAAGAACUCUCCUAAAAUAACUAAAGCGUCCGCCAAAUACAGAGUUCAGAAACCAAAUUGUGGAAAGCGGGCUUUGAAAGCUUCCCGUGGCAAAACCAAUAGAAAAUCAUACGAAAGGCGGCACAUUGAGUAUCCAGAAUAUGAUGAUCUGACACUGAUCGAUUUUGAUGCUAUAAUUCUUAAGCCAAGUUAUGAUUCAGUACAAGGUGGUAGUAACGAGACAUCUUAUGAAAAUUUAGGAGAAAGAACAACUUUGGAAUCUAGCCAAAAUGAAGAGCAGGCUUGCUGCUCACAAAACAUGAAUACUGAGACAAUUCACUCGGAAGAUGGGCUUAGCCCAGAUAAUAAUAUCCCGAUUAUUUUGGAAAAUUACGCUUAUUUAGAAGAAAAAGAUUCAGUCCACAUAAAUCAUUUCCUUACGGCAGGUCGCUUUGAUAAAGAGAAUGCAGAACCGAUUCGCUUGAAAGAUUCAACUGGCUUAGAGAAUGCAGAGAGGAGUUUUAAGCUAAGUCCAAGCUGUCCUUCACCCGAAAAAGAGUUGGAAAGGACAAAACAUUUUCCAGUUGAGGAAAAUGUCCAACAGCCCGAAAAUAUUAAUAAGGAAAUAGCACCAGUCAUUGGUUAUCAGAUUGAGGCGCCCCACCCUAGAGUGGCUAUUGUUCAGCCGCGUCCUUCAACUUCAAGUCGUCCUAAGUGCCGAUGUAAGCAACAUUUUAAUCAGGUUGACUAUGUUCUUGCUGAUUAUCCGAUGCCCAACAGAGUGAUUUAUAUUCAAAGACCUGAACAAGGACCAGCUUAUGGGAACACCAUAAGGGACCAUAUUUUUCCAUCGCAGGCAUACUUGGCCAUACGUUCAAGAGACGAGAAUAUAGGUCGGGUUAUGGCAGAGCGCACUAGGAUUUCGAGGAAUAAUGCUCCCCGGAUGGUCAAGAAUUCGAUACCAGCUAGAGAUUGGACCGAAACUGCUUUUUUUAUUUUUACGUUUUUAAUGUUAUUAACGGGAUUUGGCCUAAUUUUGUAUUCAUAUUACUAUGAGCAAACAAGACCUCUAACGCUUUGGGAGAAAUUUGUUAUAUAUAUUAAUAUAUUUUCCACCGAAGAGAUCUAAAAGCGAGCACUUUAAUGUAAGAAUUU
Molecule: messenger RNA, 1658 nt
Organism: Drosophila gunungcola (fruit fly)
Lineage: Eukaryota; Metazoa; Arthropoda; Insecta; Diptera; Drosophilidae
Exons: 2
Coding region: 70-1632 (520 amino acids)
Source: RefSeq, a predicted model, not a curated record